UUAGGUAACUUUGUGUGGGACUCUUCUAAAACGAUCCCCUCCAAGGGACUAGUACGCUCCAUUUUCGUGUAACAGUCCAAGCUUGAACGAACGGGUCGCUUUCACACACUUCAGAAUCCCAUAGGCUAAAGCAGAAUCCAAGAAAAUAAAAGUUUAGAUCCAACACAUUGUUUCCCUCUAUUCUCCACUGUGUACAAACAGAAACAAGAACAGCAAACACAGAAUUCAAGAUGGAGGACCUAGCGCAGGUUCUAGGGUUGAGCGCAACGAGGGUGGCGAGCGCGGUUAUAUCGGCGGCGCAUAAUGCCAGUGCGCACCGCCGGAACUGCGAGCGCUUGGUGGAGCAGGUGAGGAUGAUAGGGAACCUGCUGGCGACGCUGGAGUCGACUGAGGUGGCACGGCUGCCGGCGACAAAGGAACCGUUGGACGGUCUCCAAGAGGCUCUGCGGGAAGCGUUGGAAUUGGUGGAAAGUUGCAAAGACAAGAGUUACCUUUACAUGCUUGCCAUGGGUUGGAGCGUAGUGAAUCAGUUCCGCCACGUUCAGACGCAGAUCGAUCGUCACCUUCAACUCGUGCCCCUCAUCUCCGCUGUUCACGAUUUUCGUAUGCAGCACCUCAGCGAAGAGGAUCAAACGGAAUACACUCUGGAUGAAGAAGAAAUGGAGACCCAAAAUGUGAUACUAAAGACUAAUCGAUCUAAGAAGGAUGCAGGUAUAUUGGAGAAGUCCUUAUCUCGUAGGUACCCUGAUCUGGGCUUCCACGAGGCCCUCAAAGAGGAGAAAGAAAAACUGCAUAUUGAACUACAUAGAUCAAGAACCAAUAAUGACCCAGAGCAAUGCAGGGUAAUUGAACAUCUUAUUGAAGUCACAGAAAAUGUUGUCAGCGUGUCACCUAACGAAAACGUUGCAAAAGUCAUUUUCAAUGAACCAACUGAUUUGAUAUCAAGGCAUAUAACUAACAGUGCAAUAGCAUUUGAGGACCUCGAGUUGGAUUCUGGAGAUAAAAGUCAAUCAGAAUGGGAGACUGAUCUCUUUGCUUGCUGCAGUGAGCCUUGCUUAUGCUUGAAGACCUGCUUCUUCCCAUGUGGAACAUUUUCUUGGAUAGUUAAUGUGGUUACCAGGGGAGAAACUUCUCGAAAACGUGCAACGACUAAUCUUAUGGCUUACUCCAUAUUCUGUGUUUGCUGCUGUUAUUCUUGUUGCAUACGAGGGAAAUUGCGUAGCAAAUUUAACAUUGAGGGAGGUCUGUGCGAUGACUACUUGACACAUCUAAUGUGUUGCUGUUGUGCACUGGUUCAAGAGUGGCGUGAGCUUCAGCUCAGGGGUUUGGGAGAUUGCAGAGAAAGAAGGAUGUUUCCUCCUCGGAACCAGCACAUGGAGUCAUGAACUUUCCAAAUUUCUCUUUUUCCUAAACAAUAUAGUAAGUUUGUGCAGUCAAGAAAUCCAACG
Messenger RNA from Vigna umbellata (rice bean), 1448 nucleotides. RefSeq names its product protein MID1-COMPLEMENTING ACTIVITY 1-like. Lineage: Eukaryota; Viridiplantae; Streptophyta; Magnoliopsida; Fabales; Fabaceae. Gene Ontology annotation, biological process: cell surface receptor signaling pathway. The record is from RefSeq and is a predicted model, not a curated record.